Molecule: messenger RNA, 5514 nt
Organism: Culex pipiens pallens (northern house mosquito)
Lineage: Eukaryota; Metazoa; Arthropoda; Insecta; Diptera; Culicidae
Gene: alpha-Man-Ib
Product: endoplasmic reticulum mannosyl-oligosaccharide 1,2-alpha-mannosidase
Exons: 7
Coding region: 580-2535 (651 amino acids)
Biological process (GO): carbohydrate metabolic process; N-glycan processing
Cellular component (GO): endoplasmic reticulum; membrane
Molecular function (GO): calcium ion binding; mannosyl-oligosaccharide 1,2-alpha-mannosidase activity
Source: RefSeq, a predicted model, not a curated record
AGACACCUGAGUGCUUUUUGACGAAUUGUGUGGCUGCUGCGGGGAGGGGAAUUCCAGGACCAUCCAGUUCUGGAAGUUGGAUUGGAUGGCGGACUGACGUGGAUCGAACCGGAAAUUUACGGAAGAUUGCAAAACACAAUUCACAAGCAAGCACCACUUGAAGAUUAGUGGGUCGUGAGAUAAGCUUCGAAUGACGACGACAUCGAGGAAGAUUCAUUGUAAUGUAAAAAUAGUUUAUAAAUGUGGAACCAGCUAGUAUCAGAAGUUUAAGCUGUGAUGUGGCUUAAAUUUUGUUGAGCAAAGUGCAAAAUUGUCAAUUGUUUACUCAACUGUUUGGCCAGGCCCCCUCGCUCAAAACAAUGCAAUGGCCUUUCAGGUGUUGGUGGUGAACCGAAUCGAUUGUGCUUGAGAAAGAUAGGAAGCGAAAAAGAAGAGAAUUUAAUUGUAAUUGAGAGCAGCGCAGCACAAAACACCGGAAAAGAGCUGUGGUAAAUAAUUAAUCGCAAUUGUGCCCAGCUGGUUUUGUGGUGUUCUAUAUUUGAAAAAGAACCAGCAGAAGGAAGAAUACACUGGUCCACGAUGAUGGAUCUAAGAAAAGAACACAUUGCGAUUGGCAUCAAUAGUGGCGAGACGGCGUCCGGAGCGGCCAGCGGCAGCAGGAAAAGUUUGCGAAGGCACUGGAACCAACUGUCCCGCUUCCAGAAGAACCUGGUCUGGAUCGUGCUGGCCGGCAUUUGCAUUUUCCUGUUCUUUUUGAUUCCGUACGAUGAUGAUGGAACGAGCCCCAGCGAUUUGCGCGUCGAUCGUCCCCUCGAGCACAUCCAGAUUGCCCCGUUCAAGGAUCGGCACCAGCACCUGAAUCUGGAAAAGGUCGGCGUAGGUGGUAUCCUGGAGCGGUCCUUCCGGUCGACGGAUGCCGAGGUGAAGGAGGUCAAUCUGGCCGGUGGCAAGAACAUAAUCGAUGAGCCGCCGGCCAUGGCCAACCAGCAGUUGCUGGAGGAGCCCAAGCUGGACGAACCGGAAGGAGUCGGAGGGGGUGGUGAAGUAGGCGUUGGUGAGGAUGGGGCGGCCACGCUGCAGAUCGUGCAUAGCGAACCCAAGGAGGUGGUGGAGAAUGAGGAGAACGUGCUGGAGGAGAACCGGAAGAGUGGUGAUGCGAAGGAUUUCAAGGGUCCGACGAAUGAUCGGCAACGGGCCGUGAUCGACGCCUUCCUGCACUCGUGGAGAGGUUAUAAGGAGUACGCGUGGGGUCACGACAACCUCAAGCCGAUCUCGAUGAGCUACUCGGACUGGUUCGGGUUGGGGCUGACAAUCGUUGAUUCGUUGGACACGAUGUACAUUAUGGAUCUGCAGGAGGAGUUUGACGAAGCUCGUAACUGGAUCGAUCAGUAUUUGCGGUUUGACGUCAAUCGGGACGUGAAUUUGUUUGAGGUGACGAUUCGCGUGUUGGGAGGACUGUUGAGUACGUACCAUUUGUCCGGGGAUAAGAUGUUCCUGGAUAAGGCGUUGGACUUGGGACAACGUUUGCUGCCGUGUUUUGACUCUCCGUCGGGGAUUCCGUACUCGGAUGUGAACAUUGAAACCAUGAAGGCCAGACCUCCCAAGUGGUCCCCGGAUAGCUCGACCAGUGAGGUAACGACGCUGCAGCUCGAGUUUCGCGAUCUUUCGCGAACGGCAAUGAAUCCAGUGUUUGAAAAUGCUGCCCACAAAGUGAACGUUAAGGUCCACGAACUGGAGAAGAACGAAGGACUGGUGCCAAUUUUCAUCAAUGCCAACACGGGGCAGUUUAGAAACUUUGCCACCAUUUCGCUGGGAGCGAGAGCGGACUCAUACUACGAGUACCUACUGAAGCAGUGGCUGCAGACGGGCAAGAAGAACGAUGACUUCCUAAUCGACGACUACCAAACGGCGAUCCGUGGCGUCCUGAACCAGCUCGUCAAAACCACCCCGAACGAGAAGCACCUCUACAUCGGCGAGCUGAUCAACGGCAAGGACUUCAAGCCCAAAAUGGACCACCUCACCUGCUACCUCCCGGGAACCCUCCUGCUCGGUCACAAAAACGGCAUGCCCAAAUCCCACCUCAAGCUGGCCAACGACCUGCUCGAAACGUGCUACCAAACGUACAUGAAGCAGCCCACCCAGCUCGCCCCCGAGAUCUCCUACUUCAACCUGAACGGCGAGUCCGAGAGCGACAUCUACGUCAAAACGAACGACGCCCACAACCUCCUACGGCCCGAGUUCGUCGAGAGUCUCUACUACUUCUACGCCAUCACCGGCAACAAAACCUACCAGGACAUGGGCUGGACCAUCUUCGAGGCGUUCAACAAGUACACCAAGGUGAAGAACGGCUACACCUCGAUCGGCAACGUCAAGAACCCGCUCAACACCCGGCCCCGCGACAUGAUGGAGAGCUUCUGGCUGGGCGAAACGCUCAAGUACUUUUACCUGCUGUUUAGCGACGAUCGGAACGAGAUCGACCUGGACAAGUACGUGUUCAACUCGGAGGCGCACCCGCUCCCGGUGCGGGACAACUGAAUGACGGCGACCAAGAAGACUGUGAGAUGGGAGUGAGUGAGUGACGGUGCAACGGUGGUAGAUUUUAGAGAAUACUUGUAAAUUCCACUAAAUGUUCGCUGUUUUAUGUGUGUAGGUGUAAGCAGUGUCUUCAACGUCGUUGUAUUAGGUUUUACACCGUGACUUCAUUUGACAGCUCGUGUGCACUGUUUACAUGGUCUUCGUCGAUUGUCGACAAAUUUCCCCGAACAAAAUCGACGACCGCAUUGAACUGUGCUAAGUCCAUGUAAACAGUGCACUCCUUUCUAACCUCCAAAUCGAGUCGGCGUAAAACCUAAUUGGGAUCCCUUUUCUGGAUGAAAAGGGGUUCGUAUUAAAUUAGCACGGGAUUGGGCUGUUUGGAGAUUGUUGAGUUGUUCAAAAAUGUUAUCGUGGUCCAAAACGGGCGGCAAUUUCCGUAUCUUCGAAAGGAAAAUUGCAAAUUCGGAAAAUUAAAUGAUUUCAUUUGGAGGAAAGGCACAAUCCAUCUUGUGUUCAUUUGUGUUACUCAUAUCCUUUUUCAUUUGAUUUUUAUCACUAAAUGUUUCUAAAAUACCUACAAUUAAUUUUUUUUAAAUAUGUUUUUUUCUUGAACGAAUUUUGACCGUUUUGGUCUCAUUCGAUCCGUUUGGGGAUCCCAUAAGUCGCUAUUCAAAAUUAUCAAGUUACAAUCUGGAAUAGCAUGGUGCCCUCAGGGAUAUUCCGAACGGUGGACAUUUACGGAAUCAUGCGAGUUUAUGCAAUAUGGCUAUCGGAUUCAUGAAAAUGAAAAUUUAUAUCUUGAUAACCAACUCGGAAUAACCGGAAGCCAUCCAUGAGGAUUUUUAGACAGUGCAAAAACAAUCGAAUUUUAGCAAUUUCUUGAUUCAACAUCAAAACUUCGAGAAAAGCGGUUUCAGAUUUGGCAUAAACGGACUUUUUUUUAAUGUUUAUUAUCUUUCAAAGUUCUUUGUCAUUCUGGUCAUGUUUGUUACAUAAUCACUUAUCUAUUUUUUCAAAAAGUGGGACGUUAAAGGCACUUUGAGGUUACGAUAAAAGUGAAAUGUUUUGCAAUUAAUUUCGAAGGCUGAGAAAAUUUCUUGAAAAGUCUGUUGUUUUGUCAAAAACAUCGUAGCUAAUUCUAGAAUAUUUUUUCAUUACUUCCUGCCUCUGUAUUAUAGGUUUUCUAUGCAGAUAAAUACUUUUCAAAAUUAAGUUUUUGGUCCGAUUUACAAUGUUAAAUACGAAGCUUAUGGAACAAUUUCUGUUUUUUUUUUAAAUAACAAAGUCGUUUUUAAAGAACUGAAAAUUUUACAGAAGAACAGUGUUGUAAAUGAGUGAUAGAAAAAAAUAUCAUUCGAUGAUUCCUGCUCCAAAAUAUCAGCGGAUAUAGCGACCUCCACUACAGCUUGUGAGUUCUCUUUUUGUAUCUCGUGCUUGCCAGCAAAGAAUAUUUUUUCUAUCACUCCUUCUCUUUUCCUAGUUCACGAACACUCGCCAAAGAUUCUUUUGUUUUCUCCGAAAACCGCAAUGAAAGAACGCGAGAAAGGGAUUGGGAAAUGAACACGGAUUACGUCCCGUUAAACUGCGUUGGCAGAUUUUGUUUUUCGGCGGAUUUUCUGGCUACGCCUGUUGAGGGAGGAUGAUUGUGAAUGCGAGAAUGAGAGAGACGAAAAGAAUAUCACGCGAGAGAGUUUAAACUUGAGGUAGAGACGGAUAAUUCUUUUUGCUAAGUAUUUCGCAACAGAAAAUUGGAAGAUGAGAUUUCGAACAUGAUAAAUGUAGUCCCUGAGAAAUGAUAGUUUGAUACUUUUACAACCAUGCAGAAGAGUAUUUAAGAUUCCAUCACUUGAAAAAUAGUGAAGUGAUACAUUUUUCAUCCCUUGAAACAUAUUAAACAAAUAGAUAAUCAAGUCUAGAGUUUUUUUUUUGAAAAGUUAAAAAACAUUUUUUUUUGCUUUUUGGGUGUUUUUUUUAACCGCCUUGAGUCAGGGGUACUAAAAAUCACACACAAAGCAAAAAUAAAAAAAAAUCUUUUAUUGGAGCUGUUUAAAAAAAAAAUUAGAAGUGUAUUUGAAAAAUUCAAUUCUUAGAGAUAGAAAGUCAAAUAAAAAAUUGAUUUUUGCAGGGUGCAACUUCGUUUUAAUAUAGGAUAAAUUUUCAUCCAAACAAAAAGAUUUUUUUUUUACUAGAUGAAUUGACAGACUUAUUUUAAUGUAAUGUUUUAAUAAAAAUAUUUGUUUGAAAUUGAUAUAAACAACACACUGUUGAAAUUUCCAAUGUUUUCAUCGGAAAUACAGUUUUGAGUUACGCCCUUUUGACAAUUGAUAUCGGAUUAGGGUCCAUCCAUUUUUGUAAAAUUGCGAAUUUCUUUGAGGAAAUUUUCUCAAUUUUGUUAGUUUUAGUAUAGAGACACAGUUUGGCUAGAUUGCUUUCCGAUUUCAAACAGCCCAACCUUUUCCAGCACAACAACAACACCCUCGCGAUCCUAUAGAGAGCAACCUAAUUGGUCGAUAGUUAGACAAUUCAUUGUUAGAAUAGUUCCACGAAGUCUACCUAAAUUUGGAAACCCCGUCAAUCCCACUUUUUGUAAAAUAUUUUCUCCUGUAGAAUGUUGCUAAAUCUAGCUGUUUUUAUAUCUAAUUUAUUAUUCUAAACUAUUUUAAUAGAAGAUAAAAAUAGAAGAUGUAAAAAAAUCACCAACUUUCUUAUUCUUUUUAAUUCGUACAAUCGCGUGAAAGUGUAAUGUGAGAGCGCGUACAAGUUUUAAAUUUACAAAAUAUUCACACUCUAGUCUCCGAGACCGGAAGAAAGCAGCAGCAGCAGCAACAGCCUAACGACAGUAGCGUAACACGCGAAUUUGACGAGGUUCGAAAAUUAUCGAGAGAGUAAAGUUAGAAAGUAAAAAGUUACGAUGAAUUUCCUAGCGAUGUAAGUUAUUUGAUAUUAUAAAUAAAAAAAAGUCAACCAAUUGUCUUUUUU